This is a messenger RNA of Cariama cristata (Red-legged seriema), 1183 nucleotides long. RefSeq names its product RIC3 acetylcholine receptor chaperone (gene RIC3). The record is from RefSeq and is a predicted model, not a curated record. Gene Ontology annotation, cellular component: neuron projection; intracellular membrane-bounded organelle; neuronal cell body. The transcript is spliced from 5 exons. Gene Ontology annotation, biological process: protein localization to cell surface; synaptic transmission, cholinergic. Lineage: Eukaryota; Metazoa; Chordata; Aves; Cariamiformes; Cariamidae. The coding region runs from base 19 to 1026 and encodes 335 amino acids.
GGUCGCUUUCCACCAAGGAUGCAUUACCAGGCCACUCCCGACAGCCGAACUGCCCCUCAUUUUCCAAGGUCCCACCUUGCUGAAGCAGUUGCCAAAGCCAAGGCAGGUGGAGGUGGUGGUGGAAGCACUGGUGGAACUGGGAGAGGUCUUGUGGGGCAGAUUAUCCCUAUAUAUGGAUUUGGCAUCUUCUUAUAUAUCCUGUACAUUUUAUUUAAGCUGGCUUCCAAGGGAAAAGCUACCGCUGGAGAGCGGAAAUGCCCUACUGCUGCGCCUGGAAACAUGAAGAGGAAAAUCACUGACUAUGAGCUCACUCAACUCCAGGAAAAACUGAGAGAGACAGAAGCAGCUAUGGAAAAAUUAAUCAACAGAGUAGGACCAAACUGUGACAGGACCCAAAAUGUUACAACAGAACAGGAAAAAAGGUUACUUCAGCAACUCCGAGAAAUUACUAGAGUUAUGAAAGAAGGAAAAUUCAUAGAUGGCAUCUCUCCUGAGAAGGAAGCUGAAGAAGCUCCCUACAUGGAGGACUGGGAAGGUUACCCAGAAGAGACCUAUCCUGUCUAUGAUAAUUCUGAUUGCUUCAAGCGCAAACAAGACACAAUCCUUGUCGAUUACCCUGAUCUGAGCCAGCCCUCUGCAGAAGAGCUGGCAGAAAGAAUGGAGGGCAUGGAAGAUGAGGAGCAUCUGUGCAAUGAAACCCUGCUAACUGAUCUCACCAUGGGAAGGGGCAGUCAUGAUGUAAUGCAGCAAGAGGACAAGGUAACUGGCAUCAGUGAAGAGGAGAGGGACGUUCAUCACAACCAAAACAUUGAGGAGUGCUGCUGUUGUUAUGAGGAUGAUGAUCCUGCUGUCAUAGCAGAGAAUGCUGGAUUCUACUCUGAGAGCUGCAGUGAAGCAGAAGAGUCGACCCAAGAGGACCUGUCUGUGGAGUCUGAAAAUGAAAACGCAGCACUGAAAAAGCAAAAAGCCAGUGAUUCAGAUGAAACAGGCACACUGAGAAAGCGCAACAUGAAAGGACUUGAGUAAUAGGGACAAUCGUGGAUGUUACCUAGGUGAUGAAGGUAGAGGUCAUAAACUGUCAGUCAUGUGUUUUUUGUUCCCAAUGAAGACUUCUCUGUGUUCAUCUCCUUGUACCAAUAUAAUUCCCAUGGUAACAAUCAUCUACCAGAACUGGAAGCCAAUG